Magnolia sinica is the source of this 846-nucleotide messenger RNA. Its product is annotated as small ribosomal subunit protein eS10z-like. The record is from RefSeq and is a predicted model, not a curated record. Lineage: Eukaryota; Viridiplantae; Streptophyta; Magnoliopsida; Magnoliales; Magnoliaceae. Gene Ontology annotation, cellular component: cytosolic small ribosomal subunit. The transcript has 5 exons. The coding region runs from base 105 to 656 and encodes 183 amino acids. Gene Ontology annotation, molecular function: RNA binding; structural constituent of ribosome.
GACGGCUACUAUAAAAGCUGGUCAUCUAGGGUUUUAAAGCCCUUCGUGAUUACAGAGUGAGAGAUUUCUAGGGUUUGACGACUCGCUCUUCCCAACUCGCAACAAUGAUCAUUCCAGAGAAGAACCGCAAGGAGAUCUCCAAAUACCUCUUCCAAGAGGGUGUUUGCUAUGCGAAGAAGGACUAUAACCUCGCGAAGCAUCCGGAUAUCGAUGUCCCGAAUCUCCAGGUUAUUAAGCUCAUGCAGAGCUUCAAAUCCAAGGAAUACGUUCGUGAGACUUUCGCUUGGAUGCACUACUACUGGUAUCUGACCAACGACGGGAUCGAGUUCCUACGGAACUACCUCAAUCUACCAUCGGAGAUCGUCCCUGCCACUUUGAAGAAGUCCGUCAAGCCUGCCGGCAGGCCCAUGGGCGGUGGCCCACCUGGGGAUCGUCCCCGGGGCCCACCUCGCUUUGAAGGUGAUCGUCCAAGGUUUGGUGGGGACCGCGAUGGUUAUCGUGGAGGCCCGAGGGGGCCUCCGGGUGAGUUUGGUGGUGAUAAGGGAGGAGCUCCACCUGAAUUCCAGCCUUCAUUUAGGGGUCCUGGAGGAAGGCCAGGCUUUGGGCGUGGAGGCGGUGGUUUUGGUGCAGGUCCAGGAAGCUCCAGUCUAUCUUAAGCGCAUGUGUUGGUCUGGAGUCCCCUAAUUUUGCACACUUGGGCUUUAGUUUCAGAUUUUGGCAAGCAGACACCAUGGAUUUUAUUGUUUUGAUGAUGGUUGAGAGGGUUUUAACUCCACUAGAUAUGAGUUCAUUUUGAGUCUUUUUUUUUAAAAAAAAUAUAAUGUGAUGGAUGAAGCUCCCACUAGA